AUUAAUACAACCCAUUAUUAGAUAGUGAAGUUAUCCUACAUGUUUUUUAGAUACGAUUGGCUAUUUAAGGAUAGAACAACAAUACUGAAAAGUAAUAUGCAACACAAUAUAAUAGAGAAAAUUUUAAACGAUAAAAUAUUAUGGAUUCUAAGUCUAUAUUGUAAAUUUAAUCCUUUCAAUCUGGCUGCAAUACAGAAUUUCAAGUUUCAUCAGUUUUGCUAUACUCUAUUACUAUUGUGGGAAUUUAUUGUAAUGAAUUUGUAUGCGUUUAUUGGUUUUUACUAUGUAUUAAACGACAUUUUCUCAGUAUUACAAUUAUUUAUAUUUAUAACGAUGGAUUUAAAAAUGUUUCUAACUACCUAUAGACUUUCGACAAAAUAUGAAGAAUUAAGAAAAUUAUUCGAUGCAACGAGAAUUGAUUUUCUAUCUUCUAGUUAUAAAGAAAAAAAUAUAUUUGAACAUAACAAGUCAAUGUGUACUAAAAUAAUAAACAUAUACAUUUUUUUAUGUUUUUUGUUGAUACCACUUUGGAUCCUUAUUCCAUUAUUUGUAAAGGAAUAUCCAUUUAAAAAAAGAGAUGGCAGUCUGAUAAUUUAUCGGAACAACAUCUUAAAUUCAUUUUUCAGUUUUAUACCAAUUUCUAUUUAUGAGCAAAUUUAUCCAAUUGUAUUUACAUUUGAAGCUAUUAAUGUAUUACAUAUUAUUUUUAAUGUACUUUUCUGCAAUUUAAUAAUUAUAGAAUUUUGUUGGAUGUUAUCAACUCAGUUGAAAAUUAUUGCUUUAAAAUGCGAAACAUUUGGUUACAACAAUUUAGACUUAGGUCAAAAAAACGAUUGCAUUUCCAUGAUAAAUUUGAAAAAAUUACUUUUAGACCAUACAAGGUUAAACAUAUCAAUAAAAAAUUUUUAUGAUAUCAUGAAACCGUUGACAAUUUAUAGCUUUGGAUACUAUUUCGAUGUUUUUAUUUUAUAUACAUUUUUGAGUAUUUUGGCAUUUAAAAAAAAUGAUUAUGUUUUAUCAUUUACUUCAAUGAAAUAUUUAUUAACAACAUUAAUGAGUUCUUUCAAUUUGUUUAUAAUAUGUUAUUUUUAUAAUCAUCUAGAAAAUGAAGAAUAGUGUGCCGUCGUGUGGAGAGAGGUGAAUGCGUUAGGACAGUCUAGUCUCAAGGCCAUAGACGACGGGAUACGCGAUAACGCGUGGCGUUUGGAGAGUUACAAACAUACAUACAUACAUACAUACAGGUGAAACUAAUAUAAGCGUGUUAAAAAGAAAGCAAAUAAGCAAAAGAUGCAUUGAUGUUUGAAAAAAACGGUGCGAUGAGUUCGGCGUCUCGGGCGAUGUCACGAAGAUGACUUACUUUACGUAUUAUUGCGGCGGGUACUCGACGUUAGGCAUUUAUUGGACUUAACACCACGACCAUAACGCGUGUGUAACGGUCCGGUUUACAGUGGAGCGGUGGCUGAGAAGGAGCUGACACGACCGUGGGGUGUUAACGGGUGACAACGUUGUGGCCGUGUCAACACAAUCUAAAAGUCAAUAUUUAUUUAUUUAUGAUGUACAAUGCAAAAGCAUUGUACAUCAUAGCCACAUUAAACAAAAGAUAAAUAAUAGUAUAGAUACAAGGGCAAAUCUAAAUAUAAUAAACGUGGAAUUCAUUAAAAAUACAACUUUCCGCUUCUACAGCUUCUACAGCUUCAACAUUUAUUUAGAGCGUUAGAAAACUAAAAAUUCUUCUCAAGGUUAGAUCUUAAUAAUAACUUUUUUCAAAUCACUAUAAUAAAGCAAUGUCAACAUUUACUUUUAUUUACAAGUGCAUGUGACUUAAUGACGAUUCGAUGAUUUCCUAUUUGUUUUCGCAACAUUUCAGCAGUAUUUAGAAAAAAAUUUAAUAAUCCUUUUUUAGAAUUCUUAAAAUAAUCAUUUAUGAUUUAUAAUGAUGAUUAAGCAUAUUUCGGAAGCUUUGGAAAAUCUCGAAAAAGUAUUUAAAAUUAUACUCAAAAUAAAAACAGCUAAAUACACAUAAUUCUAAAAAAAGACCUAUUAGGCUUUCGUAUAACACGCAAUGGCAUAAAACCGUUAAGCCAUAGCGGACUUUCCGCACUCCAAAACGAUUAAAGAUGUUAUUUUUGAGGCUUAGCUCUUUAUACCGUAGGUACAUAAAAUCGUUCCAUAGAUCGCCAGUUACCUUACAAAAUUAACAAAAUUAAAAAAAUACGAGAAUAUUAAUUGGCAACAAAAACAUACUGAUGCAUACGAACAGUUGAAAUCAACCAUUAGGGUAUACACUAACCCACGUUGUAAACAUAGACGAUCUCCGGACUAUUGGGGUGAUUAACUAUGUAAAAUACAAAGAAAAUAUAAACUGCAGAAAAUUAAAACUAUUCGAUAAACCAGAAAGAAUGAAUACAUGGUAUGAUGAUAAUAAAAAUAAUAGAUAUUUCAGAAUCAUUAAAAACGCACAUUAAAAUAUCGUCAUCGUCAAACUCUUUUCUACCAAUAAUUUUCUUUUAGAGGAUAUGAAAGGGUACAAAGUUGGACAAAAAAAUACUUUUUAAUGCUGAUGAAGUACUAAUACUGAAAUCGUAAUAAAACCUGUAAUUUCAUUGAUUAAAUUAUAUUAUAGUUUAAUGAGCCUGAUAACAUUUGUUUAUCAUCAUUAUACUAUUGAAAUCAGCAAGAAUAUAUGAAGACAACUGGUAAGGCGUAUUUAAUGGGAUAUCAAUAAAAGUACAAUAAAACAAGAAAUGGCCACCAAGUGUAGAAGAGACAGAAUAUCAAAGAAGUAGUAUUAUUUAAACAGUUUUAGAUCCCCUGCGCUGCUCUCUUCCUCCACUUACAUUACCAAUGUCGGGGGGAGGGUAAAUCCAACGUACACUAAUCUAUGGCGGGAAAGAGAUCCACUCCCCUCACCCACCUUUACCUAGCUCACCUAAGUAGAGAGGUGUAAUGAAACUAAACAUAAACUAAUAUUAUGCAAUGACAGGGGGACGAAACCCAAUACGAACUAACACAACUUUAUAUAUGUGUUUAUAAUAUUAUAUUAAUUUGUAUAAUUAAAAUUGCAUACAUUGUAUAACGCUGGAUGUUAUAUAGAGUUGGAUUGAAACAAACAAUGAUAAUAAUAAAAACCCGUUUCCUGAUUUACUGAAUACUUUAUAUAUUUUAUCUGAAUUUUUACUGGUAUCCCUAUCGUUAUAAAUGAUGACUGUAUGUAACACCUUUUAUUUAAUUUAUUUUUUUGCAAUUAAGGAAAUAAUCGUCUCAA
Daktulosphaira vitifoliae (grape phylloxera) is the source of this 3265-nucleotide messenger RNA. Its product is annotated as odorant receptor 46a-like. Gene Ontology annotation, molecular function: olfactory receptor activity; odorant binding. Bases 40 to 1116 code for a protein of 358 amino acids. Gene Ontology annotation, biological process: detection of chemical stimulus involved in sensory perception of smell; sensory perception of smell. The transcript is spliced from 5 exons. The record is from RefSeq and is a predicted model, not a curated record. Gene Ontology annotation, cellular component: plasma membrane. NCBI's taxonomy places the organism in Eukaryota, Metazoa, Arthropoda, Insecta, Hemiptera, Phylloxeridae.